Molecule: messenger RNA, 1200 nt
Organism: Diversispora eburnea
Lineage: Eukaryota; Fungi; Glomeromycota; Glomeromycetes; Diversisporales; Diversisporaceae
Source: the annotation of a GenBank genome assembly
AUGGGUCUUCCUAUGUUCGUUUCUCCAUCUCUAAAGAAAAGACAAUUACCACCGAAACAACCACAACCUCAAUCACCACCAUAUACACCUUACGAAGAUUCGGAUUUUCCUGGUGACUCAUACCAAAACUCUAGAACGAGUGCUUUUGGUAAUCAUCGUUAUUUUAUUCGUCGAAAUAUUUCAUCAUUUCCAUUUCCACUUCCCUACGCUACUACCACCACCACCACUACUGCCACAAAUAAAAUUCCAGACUUUCUUCAACCAAGAAAUCCCGUUCAACAACAACUUCAACAACUUCAACAAUUACAUCGAACCCGAGAACAUCAAAUUGCAUCAUCAAAUUUAGCUACAAGACGUGGAAUGCAAUUACAUUCAGCUCAAUUAUUAAGUAUAAGAGCACAACAAUUGGCAGCUCAACAAUUAGCACAACAACAACAACAGCAACAGCAACAAUUAGCACAACAAGCAGUACAAAGACAAGCACAACGACAUGAAGAAUUGAGAAGACAAAGACAACAAGAAAUAGAACGACAAGAAUUACAAAGACAACAAGAAGAAUUACAUCGACAACAAGAAGAAUUACAUCGACAGCAACAAGAAUUACAACAAAGACAAGAAAUACAACGACAACAAGAAGCACAAAGACAAUUACUUUUACAACAUCAACUAUUACAACAACAACAGCAACAAUUAAUACUGACUAAUAUUAGUAAUAUGACGAACACUGUAAUUCAUCAAAAUAAUAACAUGGAUUUAUUUUUACCGAGGAAUUUAAUUCAACUUACACAACAACAUACAAGACCGUCAUCUAGACAUCAUAGAUCAAAUCAUCAUAGAGAAGAACUUAUUCAACGUGGUAUAGAUGUACCACAAUUAAUUCGAGUUCCACCCACUUUUCCCACAAUACCUGAAGUAAUACCGCCACCAAUAUCAAGAAGAUUACAAGAAUGGAAUAAUGUUCAAAAUGUACGAAGAGGAGAAGGUUCUCCUUCUGAACAACAUCAUCAACAACCACAACUAAAUCAUACAUCUCAUCAUUCUUCUUCUUCUUCCUCCUCCUCCUCCUCACGAAUAUUAUCACCAAUGCCUAGAAGAUUUGAUCCAAGAUUUAAUACAUCUUUUACACCCGAAGGAAUUUUGACGGAAAGAAUUGUUAUAAAUAAAACUCAAGAAGGUUCGGCUUCCGGUGAAGUUUGUUAA